UGACCGAAGAAAGAAGGCCCCGCAUCUCCAUCUAUUAGACAAGUCUACGACUUAUAUAUGGCAUAUUGAUUUGAAGAAAUUAUCAACAGCGGUUGCCUAAUUAUACCGACUGCUAUUCUCCCCGUCACCGCUCUCAUGAUAUCGAUGAUGAACAAUAUCCUCACUGUCUUCCUCCUCCUCGGAUUUCAACCUGGGAUUUCCGAAAUUAUUAGCAGCAGGUGCCAACCAUCGUCGUGCGGGAACAUCCCAAACAUAAGCUACCCCUUCCGAUUGGAAGGCGAUCCUCCCCACUGCGGUGACCCCUUCUACGAGCUCACCUGCGACCGCCUUCACAACCGCACGCUCUUGCAUUUGAGGACAAGAUUUAGUGAAUUUAACGUUGGGGAAUUCUACGUACAGGAAAUCAAUUACAGCAGCUACUCCAUUCGGGUGGUGGAUCCCGGCGUCCUCAUCCCUACUACUAAUACUAGCAUUAAUACUACCCCCACCUCCAACUGCUCCUCCUCUUCUUUCAUUUUUUUGCCCCUUCAGACUCUGCCCAUCCGUAGCCUCGCAUACUAUGACACAUAUCGCACUGUAUACACUUUGAGUUCAGGCCCUCCUGCCGGCUACCAUAUGCAAGAAAAGCAGUACGAAGUUGUGACAAUGAUGGAGUGUGAAGCUCCGCCCGUAACUAAUUCUACAAUUUACAAGUCCGCUGCAAUUGAUGGUGCGCAUGCUCCCCUCUGCAAUACUAAUAAUGGCGGCCGCGGUUCUUCCUCGCGAGCACAGUACUCUUAUGCCGUGUUUGGAGACUUCAGACUGGCGGAUCUGGACCCCUCUUGCACUAUAGGAGUUCAGACAGUGGUUGCCUCUUACGGCCGAUCCAUCGACUCCACCUCCUUCUCCGGCAUCCACGCCGCCAUGGCUUAUGGCUUUCACCUCUUCUGGUUCUCCAUUUACUGCGACGAUUGUCUGCAGGGAGGAAGCGGCUCUUGCUACCUGACCACCACGAGUGGCCUCGCCUGCGAACCGUACCGGCCCCCAAAUUUUCUCUCGUGUCUUCAAUUUUAUUUCCAGACACACUUUCCAGCAAUCUUACAGUGGAUUGCCGGUACCAGAGGCCCUCCAUAUGAGAUCCCAAACAGUCACUUAAGAAGUCCAUGGUCAGACACUGACUAUUAUGUCCCGUAUGGCGUUAUCCUAAUGGGAGCUUGGAUAUUUCGAUUGUUAGGAGCACAAUUUGCAUUAAGGAUUUUUGUUGGGAUUCCAUGUAUGCUUGCAUUUUUUAUCUACAUGAUUCGGAGGAGGCAUCUAUCAAUGUACGACAAUGUUGAAGAGUUCCUACGAGCUCAACAUAAUUUCUUGCCAAUUAGGUACUCCUACUCAGAAAUCAAGAAGAUGACCAACAAAUUCAAGGAUGAACUAGGAGAGGGCGGCUUUGGUUCUGUAUAUAAAGGAAUGCUUCGUAGUGGUCAUGAUGUAGCAAUAAAGAUGUUGAGCAAGUCCGAAGCCAACGGGCAAGAUUUCAUUAAUGAAGUUGCUACCAUUGGAAGAAUUCAUCAUGUCAAUGUGGUGCACCUCAUUGGAUUUUGUGUGGAGGGAUCCAAACGUGCUCUUGUGUAUGACUUCAUGGCAAAUGGAUCUCUUGAAAAGCACAUUUUUCCUCAAGGAGACAACAUCUCCAUUAGUUACGAAAAAAUGUAUGAGAUAUCUUUAGGAGUGGCUCGUGGGAUUGAAUAUCUACAUCGAGGAUGUGACAUGCAAAUUUUGCAUUUUGAUAUUAAGCCUCAUAACAUUCUUCUUGACGAAAAUCUGAUUCCGAAAGUUUCUGACUUUGGGCUCGCCAAACUAUACGCAACAAAUGAUAGUAUUGUGUCUAUUACUGCAGCGAGAGGAACAAUGGGGUACAUGGCCCCAGAAUUGUUUUACAAGAACAUUGGAGGUGUGUCCUAUAAGGCUGAUGUUUACAGUUAUGGAAUGUUGUUGAUGGAAAUGGCGGGUAGAAGAAAGAAUUUGAAUGCAUUUGCAGAUCAUGCAAGCCAAAUUUAUUUUCCCUCAUGGGUGUACAAUCAAUUGAAUGAUGGAAAGGACAUAGGACUAGCUAGUGCCACGGAGAAGGAAAGAAAAUUAAUAAACAAGAUGAUAAUUGUGGCGCUGUGGUGUAUACAAAUGAAGCCGAAUGAUCGUCCUCCAAUGCACAAAGUUGUGGAGAUGCUCGAAGGAACAGUUGAAGCUUUGCAAAUGCCUCCCAAGCCUUUUGCGUCUCUGCCAUAGAUCCCAUUCGAGGUUCAUGAAAUUAUAGCAUAGACCCAUCCGGGCUCCUGUCCACCCGUUGUAGUUCGUGUAGAUUCUGUGUCUUCAUAUGAGUGAAAAUUAUGUAAUUGUAAACGAAGGAAUGUAAUACUGAAGAAUAUGGUCACUAAUUGUAAACCGUGAACAUAAUACUUUUUAGUGCUUUUUAAGUAUUCAGUUGGAUUCAGCUGUUAUCUGCAAUUGUAAUAAUUCAUUCCUCCCUUUAGAAUCAA
Malania oleifera is the source of this 2507-nucleotide messenger RNA. RefSeq names its product rust resistance kinase Lr10-like. The transcript is spliced from 7 exons. The record is from RefSeq and is a predicted model, not a curated record. The coding region runs from base 136 to 2256 and encodes 706 amino acids. Lineage: Eukaryota; Viridiplantae; Streptophyta; Magnoliopsida; Santalales; Ximeniaceae. Gene Ontology annotation, molecular function: ATP binding; polysaccharide binding; protein kinase activity. Gene Ontology annotation, biological process: protein phosphorylation.